CCCUCCGCCCCCCCAGUCUAGGGCUCCGGGUAAAGUUUCAGCCUCUGCACGUGACUCGCCAUGGCCGCUGCCGUCGCCCCGCGCCCCUGAGCCGCGGCCCCCCGGACGGCUCCUCUUCGAGGACCCCACACCCCUGACGCCCGGCAGCGCUGCGGCGCCUGCUUGGGGCAGACCCUGUGCCCGCAGACGCGCAGACGGGUUGCAUCCCCUCGCUUCGAGCACCACAGAACAUGCCUCCCCCCAGCCGCCUACCUGGAGCCCUUCUGGGAGUGGCAUCCUUUUUGAUACCCUGAAGACCAGCUCUGGACCUUCCUACAAAAGUGUCAGCUCCUGGGACUGCUUAACCAAAGGACAUCUCUUGGGACAUCCCCCAAUUCACCUGCCCCCCCCUCCCCUGGCUAGGGAGGGGGACCCAGAAGACUGAAGUUGACUAACUUGGGACUUACAGCUCCAGGGACAGAAGGGGGUGGGGGUGGGGGUGGGCUGACCACCCAACCCCCCUCUGGACCCAGGCCCCAUGCCCCGAGGAAGAGAGACUGCUUGAAGCCCAUCACAGCUGCUUACCAGACUGUUUGCCUGCCCUUCUGACUGUGGCCGCUUGGUAUGGCCAGCAAUAGCAGUUCCUGUCCAACACCUGGGGGCGGGCACCUCAAUGCGUACCCAGUGCCCCCCUACGCCUUCUUCUUCCCCCCUAUGCUGGGCGGACUCUCUCCACCAGGUUCUCUCACCAGCCUCCAGCACCAGCUCCCAGUUAGUGGUUACAGCACACCAUCCCCAGCCACCAUCGAGACCCAGAGCAGCAGCUCGGAAGAGAUAGUGCCCAGCCCUCCCUCGCCGCCACCCCUGCCCCGCAUCUACAAACCGUGCUUUGUCUGUCAAGACAAGUCAUCUGGCUACCACUAUGGGGUCAGCGCCUGCGAGGGCUGUAAGGGCUUCUUCCGACGAAGUAUCCAAAAGAACAUGGUAUAUACGUGUCACCGGGACAAGAACUGCAUCAUCAACAAGGUGACCCGGAACCGGUGCCAGUACUGCCGGCUGCAGAAGUGCUUCGAAGUGGGCAUGUCGAAGGAGUCGGUGCGAAACGAUCGAAACAAAAAGAAGAAAGAGGCGCCCAAGCCCGAGUGCUCAGAGAGCUACACGCUGACGCCGGAGGUGGGGGAACUCAUCGAAAAGGUGCGCAAGGCGCACCAGGAGACCUUCCCGGCCCUCUGCCAGCUGGGCAAGUACACUACGAACAACAGCUCAGAACAGCGCGUCUCCCUGGACAUUGACCUCUGGGACAAGUUCAGUGAACUGUCCACCAAGUGCAUCAUCAAGACUGUCGAGUUCGCCAAGCAGCUGCCCGGCUUUACCACUCUCACCAUCGCAGACCAGAUCACCCUCCUCAAGGCUGCCUGCCUCGACAUCCUGAUUCUGCGGAUCUGCACGCGGUACACGCCUGAGCAGGACACAAUGACCUUCUCAGAUGGCCUGACCCUGAACCGGACUCAGAUGCACAAUGCUGGCUUUGGUCCCCUCACCGACUUGGUCUUUGCCUUCGCCAACCAGCUGCUGCCCCUGGAGAUGGACGAUGCUGAGACUGGACUGCUCAGUGCCAUCUGCCUCAUCUGUGGAGACCGACAGGACCUGGAGCAGCCAGACAAGGUGGACAUGCUGCAGGAGCCACUGCUGGAAGCACUGAAAGUCUACGUCCGGAAACGGAGGCCCAGCCGACCCCACAUGUUCCCCAAGAUGCUGAUGAAGAUCACGGACCUUCGGAGUAUCAGCGCCAAGGGAGCUGAACGGGUGAUCACCUUGAAGAUGGAGAUCCCGGGCUCCAUGCCACCACUCAUCCAGGAAAUGCUGGAGAACUCUGAGGGCUUGGACACUCUAAGCGGACAAUCGGGGGGCGGAACACGAGACGGGGGUGGCCUAGCUCCCCCUCCGGGUAGCUGUAGCCCCAGCCUCAGUCCCAGCUCCCACAGAAGCAGCCCAGCCACUCAGUCCCCAUGACCGCCUGGACACACGUGGACCAGCCCUCCUCACCCCUGCCCUGACUUUCUCUGCCUUCCUGCUGGCCAUGUGACCUGUCGGCCCGGCCCUGCUUGUCCUCAGAGACAGAACUGGGGACCUUCCAGGGGGGACAGGAGGGAGGAGGCAGUGACUCUGUGGACAGAGGCCUGGACCCAAGAUGGACUGCCCUCUUCCGGCAGCCUGGGCUGGCAUCAGGGGCCAGGCGUUGAGCCACAAGAGGACCUGGGUCUGAGCCCUCACCCACCCUGCCACGUCUUCAUCACCAGCAAACGCCGGGACCUGGCUCCCUGUCCUCCGGAACUCAAGCCAUCACUCCCCAGUCGGGGACUUCCCCCCGCUUUGGAUGGUGACAGAGGGUGCCCAGGGUGGGGGAGACCCCCUGUACAUAUCCUGCCUACCAACCCCCAGAUAUUAAUUCUCGCUGGUUUUGUUUUUAUUUUAAUUUUUUUGUUUUGUUUUUUUUUAAUAAGAAUUUUCAUUUUAAGCACA
Messenger RNA from Apodemus sylvaticus (European woodmouse), 2502 nucleotides. It is a transcript of the gene Rara, whose product is annotated as retinoic acid receptor alpha. The coding region runs from base 604 to 1992 and encodes 462 amino acids. The record is from RefSeq and is a predicted model, not a curated record. NCBI's taxonomy places the organism in Eukaryota, Metazoa, Chordata, Mammalia, Rodentia, Muridae. Gene Ontology annotation, cellular component: nucleus; transcription regulator complex. The transcript has 9 exons. Gene Ontology annotation, molecular function: RNA polymerase II cis-regulatory region sequence-specific DNA binding; nuclear glucocorticoid receptor binding; nuclear receptor activity. Gene Ontology annotation, biological process: cellular response to corticotropin-releasing hormone stimulus; retinoic acid receptor signaling pathway; regulation of transcription by RNA polymerase II.